CAGGAUUUAUGUAAAAGAUUAGUAUCGCAAUUUCUCAGACGACAAGGUCAAAAAAGAAAUGCACAUCUAAUAGAGCUCACGACAUUAUAUAAAUUACAAAGCAGACACACUGUUUGAUUGAGCUCCAUUUCCUCUAAUCCGACAAGAAUGCAACUUAUGCAAAUAUAGAAUAUUCCCACGAUGCCUACUCUGGUGUCUCAUGUGCUUAAAUAUUUAUGUAAGUAAUUUUUACGCUGCCAUGUAGAUAGUCUAGAGCGGUUGAGGAAAAUGAUUCACUUACAAAAUUUGUGGGAAAAAAUAUGUAUACAUCUGUAAUUUACUUAUUUUACGCAGAAUGAGUUUCACUCUUGUCGAGGCUGGAUUAUAAAUAUUAAACUAGAUUUAUUCCGCAGUAAAUACUAACUAAUUUUGUCGAGAUGUGUCUCGCGGUGUUGAUUGUGUUAAUCUUGGUUGUGAACGGGUUUCCUUCUGAGGCACAAAACGAUGAUUUGGUCAUAAGUUGGGAACAGAAAUUGAAAUUGGACGAGCUUUGGACAUGUCCAUAUCUUAAACCAACGUUGUAGAGCGCUUGCUGACCAUGCGCAAUGGGAAUAAAAAUGGGAACGGUAAAAAGAUAUUAUGAACAAAUUGAACCAGUUAAGUACUUCUUUACGUAUUUAUGCCGAGCUCAGAAAUUACUGAAAUAUUUAAAACUAGAAUUAGAAAGUAUAUAUUUAUUUAGGAAAAUGGUUUUAAAUUUAAACUCUCCGCUUUGAAAUCAGGCAUAUGUUUUAGUUAAGGAAAACAAGCAUACAAUAAAACUAAAUAAUUAAUAAACAAUUUCCAGUUUAGGGAAAUCAUGGAACCCGAUCUGCCCCACGAGUACAUGAAGAAAGACAUUUACCUCAUCCAAUGGCUUCGAGUCCGAAAUUUUGAUAUUCCUGCGGCUCUUGGCAUGUUACGAGAGAAUCUGAUGUGGCGCAAGGAAAAAAGAAAUGGACACUUUACUGGACGAGGAUUGGACCGAAUUCAACAACCAGUAUCGCUUUAAUAUGGAUGGUUGCGAUGAUAAGGGAAACCCAAAUUUAGUCCUCUUCGUUGGUGAAUGGGACAUGCGCAGAGCUGCUAUUGCCGGCCAGUCGGACAAAUUGCGUCGCUACAUUGACAAAUGCUUUGAAGAAAUGUCCAUCAUGUUAAGAAAUAUGCAAGCUGAUGGGGCCAACGCUACGCGGAUAAAUUUAAUACUGGACAUGGCCUCGUUAAGUUUGCAAGUUCAAGCUUGUCCGCGGUGUAUUCCCUUCUACACUUAUCUCGUGCAAUCUUUGGGUGCCCAUUUCCCUAACUUGAUUUAUGUUGCGCUCGGAAUAAAUACUCCCGACAUAGCAGUCCCACUCUGGACAAAUGUAAUCAGACCCUUUGCACCUCCAGAAAUUGCGAGGAUUGUGGACGUCUAUGGGAGGAAGAAGAGUGACUGGCGGGAAGCCUUGAGGGCUAAGUAUGGCAUUGAUUGGAUAAAAUUGAGCCACGAAAUGGGCGGCGAUGGACCCGACCCUGUAGAUGCUAACGAACUCAGAAAGGCCAGAUAUUCCUUCAAGUGCCCAGAAGUUUGAAUGUACCGUCAAUAUUUCAAAGUGUUCAGAAAGUGUUUGGAUUGCCCCGAGGAUUUGGAUUUAGAAAUGUGGACUUAAAUAAAUACUAUGUGUUUAUGACAAUGGCUAAUUUUCAAGGGGAGAAAGUUUCGUGUGCUCAUGAAUUUGCUUCAUGCUUAGGCAGCAUGUUAAGAAUUUGAUUUACAUAUAUAUUUAUUUUAGAAAUAUUAAACACAAACUGAAACC
Molecule: messenger RNA, 1814 nt
Organism: Folsomia candida
Lineage: Eukaryota; Metazoa; Arthropoda; Collembola; Entomobryomorpha; Isotomidae
Exons: 7
Coding region: 975-1589 (204 amino acids)
Cellular component (GO): cytoplasm
Source: RefSeq, a predicted model, not a curated record